Chironomus riparius is the source of this 789-nucleotide messenger RNA. Lineage: Eukaryota; Metazoa; Arthropoda; Insecta; Diptera; Chironomidae. The record is from the annotation of a GenBank genome assembly.
AUGAACUCUUUAAAGGUUCUUUUACUAUUUUCAGUCACUGCUGUAUCUACUCAAAAUUUUACACAAAUUAGAUCUGAGAUUCAAGAGAAGUUGAAUGAAAAUUUGCUAGCAAAAAGGAGCAGAAUAGAUUUGGUAGCCAUUGAACUGAAAACUUUAUUAAACGACUUCAAGCAGCACUACCAAAAAAUUGAGACUCUUUUGUGUUUAUGUGCUGAUAAAAAUGACACGAAAAUUUAUUGUAAACUUAUCAACAGUGAAAUAAAUUUGGCAUAUAAUUCACUUCAUUUUGAGUCAUUUCCACUCGAGUUGCAAGCUAUGGCAAUACAUUUGUUUGGACCAUCAAUUCAAUUGUAUGAAGAUAUCCUAGAUUCAAUCAGUAAUGCAACAAAUGCUGUUGAAUGUUUAAGUCAAACAAAAUCUUCAUUUAUUGACAUCUUUAAGAAAUUCUUUGAGACAACAAGGGAUGUUAUCAUCAAAAGUGUCCACAAACUUAAAGCAAGCAUUCUGGUCACUCAAGGAGAAAUAAAUAAAUUUGUUGCUAAUAGAUCUGCACACAUUUUAAUAUGUACUGGAAUUGAAAAAAAUAUUUGUGAAUGCUCAAAUGAAUAUAUAAGUUUGAACUGGAAGUCAACAAUUCUGGCAAUUAAGCAGUUUCAAUCGAAUGUUGAAACAUUCGCAGAUAAAAUUAACGAUGAGACGAUAGUGGAAAUCGCUGUCAAGUCUGGAAUAACAGAAGAAAGCAUGAAAUCAAAAAUAUUAGAAAUUUCAGAAUGUACAAAAGGAAAUUAA